AUGGAUUUAGGCUUCUUGGCUUUGGUACUUGCUGUUCUGCUGGGAACAUAUGUUUUCCUGUUUGGUUUUCUUAAGAAAGUAAACGAGUGGCGCUAUGUUAGCAGCCUGGGAGAGAAGAAACAUUCUCUCCCUCCAGGUGAUAUGGGAUGGCCUAUGUUUGGCAACAUGGGGUCUUUUCUCAGAGCUUUCAGGUCCAAGAACCCUGACACUUUCAUCUACGACUUGGUUAAAAGGUAUGGCCGAACUGGUAUCUACAAGACCUACUUGUUUGGAAGUCCAAGCAUCAUAGUUUCUACUCCGGAAACCUGUAGGAAAGUCUUGGCCGAUGAUGAACGAUUUGGACUCGGUUAUCCAGUAUCCACAAAGCAAUUAACAGGGAAAAAAUCGUUUCACAGCAUUCCAAAUUCAGAACACAAGCGACUGCGCAGACUAACAACAGCUCCAAUCAACGGCCAUGAGGCACUGGCCAUGUAUAUUGGAUAUAUUGAGGAUAUUGUGAUUAAUUCUUUGGAUGAAUGGGCUAGCAUGAAAGAGCCAAUUGAGUUGUUGAAGGAGAUGAGGAAGGUUGCUUUCAAGGUGAUAACACACAUCUUCGUUGGCUCCAGUGCUGAAUCGAUUCUGGGGACGGUGGAGAAGCACUAUACUGACUUGAACUACGGGUUGAAAUCUGCCGCCAUUAAUAUUCCUGGGUUUGCUUUCUACAAGGCUCUCAAGGCAAGGAAUACGCUGGUUAAGAUCCUCCAAGGUGUCCUGGACGAGAGGAGAUCCAAGAGUCAAGUUAAUGACCCAAAUGAAAAGAGAGGAAUGGUUGAUCUACUCAUGGACAUUGAAGAUGAGCAUGGCCAGAAGCUGCAGGAUGAGGAUAUAAUUGAUUUACUGCUCAUGUUCUUGUUAGCUGGUCAUGAAAGCUCAGCCCAUGCAGCUAUGUGGGCAAUCAUUUAUCUGCAUGACCAUCCAGAAAUCUUGCAAAAGGCGAAGGAAGAGCAAGACCAAAUCUUAAAGAAAAGACCAAGUACACAAAAGGGUUUGACUCUUAAGGAUAUUAGAGAAAUGAAUUAUCUUCAAAAGGUGAUUGAUGAGACACUGAGAAGGACUAGUCUCUCCUUUGCCAAUUUCCGACAGGCAAAAGUUGAUGUUAACAUCAAUGGUUACCUGAUACCAAAAGGUUGGAAGGUUCUGGUUUGGAACAGGGGUGUUCACAUGGACCCUGAAGUUUACUCAAACCCAAAGGAAUUCAUACCUGCAAGAUGGGAGAACCAUACACCCAAGGCAGGAUCUUUCCUUCCCUUUGGUGCAGGAAGCAGGAUUUGCCCUGGAGCUGAUCUGGCCAAGCUUGAGAUCUCCAUUUUCCUUCAUUAUUUUCUCCUAAACUACAAACUUGAACAAAUCAAACCUGGAGGCCCAAUGGUGUAUUUACCUCUUCCAAGGCCCGUGGACAACUGCCUCGCAAAAGUCACGAAGGUCAAAUGAUCAACCAUCAUGCAAAUGAUCUUCUUGUUUAUCUUGUUUGCCUCCAGCUCUG
Molecule: messenger RNA, 1522 nt
Organism: Theobroma cacao (cacao)
Lineage: Eukaryota; Viridiplantae; Streptophyta; Magnoliopsida; Malvales; Malvaceae
Product: 7,8-epoxymelianol synthase CYP88A154-like
Biological process (GO): sterol metabolic process; brassinosteroid biosynthetic process; brassinosteroid homeostasis
Cellular component (GO): endoplasmic reticulum
Molecular function (GO): heme binding; ent-kaurenoic acid monooxygenase activity; iron ion binding
Source: RefSeq, a predicted model, not a curated record